Molecule: messenger RNA, 4035 nt
Organism: Plasmodium yoelii
Lineage: Eukaryota; Apicomplexa; Aconoidasida; Haemosporida; Plasmodiidae
Product: conserved Plasmodium protein, unknown function
Exons: 1
Coding region: 1-4035 (1344 amino acids)
Source: RefSeq, a predicted model, not a curated record
AUGUUUUUUAAAAACAUAUUGAGAAAUACCAAUGAAAAUGAAAACAAUAAUGACACUAAUACUAAAGAUAAUGUAGUGAAAGACAUGUCAUAUACUAUAAAUAAGAUGAAUAGCAAUUUAAAUAUGACUGAAUUUAAGGAAAAUGUCGAAAUUUCCUACUUAAAUAAUUUUAAUAAUCAGAAUAAUAGUAAUGAUAACUUAAUGAAUGGUAAUAAUAAUUAUUCAACUAAUGAACACAUAAUUAAUAAUAAAACUGACAAUGAACCGAACCAAAAUUUCUCAGAUGAAAAAAACGAAAUAAAUAAUUUAAAUGAAAAUAUAAAUAUAAACCCGGAUAAAAGUAAUGAUAUAGAAAUAAAUAAUUGUUCAGAGGGUCAAAAGGUACUAAAUAAUGUCAUAAAUCCAAUUCCAAAAAAACGAGGAAGAAAAAAACGAGGAGAAAUAGCUCCAAAUAAUAAUGAUUUAAAUGUUCAACUUGCGAAAAGAGUGAGUGUAAAAAAUUCUAAAUACCACUCAUUUAUAGAACAAGAAGUAGGUAAAAAAAGAAGAGGCCGAAAAGGUAAUAAUAGUUAUGAAAAUGAUAUCAAAGGAAAUGAAGGUAUGUUUUUUAAUUCGAGUAUGAAUAAUUUUGAAAACAUGCAAAACAUCGAUAAUGACCAUAAUAUGCUUAAUUUAAAUGUCGAUGAUAAUAACAUCAAUAAUAAUGACAAAAAUAAUAUUAAUAAUUAUUAUAUGUAUGACAGACCUCCAUAUUAUUAUUGUGAUGUUAUGGGAAAGGAUGGUAUUAUUCAACCUUCUGAAUCAACGUUAAAUGAUUAUCAAAAUGUAUAUGGAAAUGAUUUUAUAAAUAAUAAUUUAUAUAAUGGUAUGCAAACAGAUCAAAUUAAUUAUAAUUAUUAUUUAAUGGAUAAUAAUAAACAGGAAAAUCCUAUGUUUUGUCAUGAAAAUAUGAUACCUAACGAUGUUAUGAACACAAACAAUCCCACUAAUACUAAUACUGUAGUAGAAGUAAAGCGUAGAGGUCGAAAGAAAAAAAUAAAAAAUGAAAAUAUAUUGAAUAAUAAUAAUUUUGUUAACAAUAGCAAUCUUGGGGAUUCUAUUGAGUUAGGUGAUAAUUUGAAUAAUGGAAAUUCUUUAAAUGGUCAAUGUAAUCUUCCAAUUAUUGAAAAAAAAAAGAGGGGAAGAAAAAAGAAAAACGUAAAUAAUACAAUAAAUUCUGUGACAGGUUUAAAUAUAAAAGAAAAUGGUAUGGAACCUAAAAAUGAGAGAAUCAUUGAUACUAGUACCAAUCCUAUGCAUGGGCUCCAAAUUAAUAAUAUGGGAAUUGGUGAUAUUAAGAAUGAAAAUACCCAAGUGUUACAAUUUUCCUCUAACUAUAACAACAAUAAUAGUAACAUUUUAGUCGAUUAUAAUAGGCAAUCAAAUGGUCUAAAUUUUCAAAGAGAAAAUAUUGAUAAAGGUAAUGUUGAUAAUACAAAUAAUAAUUAUAUAAUAAAACAUAAUGGGGAAUACACUAUUCAGAAUAAAGAUGAAGUUGAAAAUCCGAAUUUUGAAUUUACAAAUAAUAAUAAUUUUUUAAAAAAAAGAAAAUAUACAAAAAGAAAACAUAAAGAUAGAAGAAGCAACGAUGGGAAUAAAAAUUCUAGAAAUGAAAUGUCAAAGUAUGUUUCAAUUUAUAAUAAUUCAGUUAAUGACAAAAAUAAUACCAUUCAUAAUGCAUCUAAUGUUUCAAGAGAAAUUGAAAAUAAUAUAUAUGUUAAUAAUAAAAACAAAGAAAUUAAAACAAAUAAUAACAAAACACUCACAAAUGAACCCUAUCAAAUUAAAGAAGAAUUUAUGAACAAUGUUAAUAGUAUUAACACUGUUUUUAAUUUUAAUGAAGAAUUUAUUAAUUUUUUAAAAAAAGUAAAUAAUUUUGAUGAUAUAGAUUAUAAUAGUAUGCUAUCCUUUUUAGGUAAUGUACAAAAUAAGUUAACUAUUUCCCUAAAAGAUGAAUAUUCUACAGAAAGUUUUAAUAUUCAUAACGUUGAUCACACUAUUUAUGCUAUGAAAAAAAUUGUAGAUAUUCUAAAUAAUAAUAACGAAAUAUUAAAUAAGUUGAAUCAAUUAGAAUAUAAAAUUUAUUGUGAUUAUUAUAUUGCGAAAAAUCAAAAUCCAAUUCAAGAAUUGCAUAAUAAUACAGAUAACAAUAUAAACAAAUUUUCUGAGACUGAGCAUAAAGAUGAUAAUCAUAAAAUUGUUAUCGAAGAUGAAAAUGAUGAACACAAAUUAGAAAACUCAAAGGAUAAAGAAAUUUUAAACAAUAUAAAUAAUGAAAAUGAUUCUCACAAUAAUCCUGAAUGUAUUAAGAAUAAGUUGUGCAACUUUAAAUUGAAUGAAGAAGAGAAAAACCAAACUAAUGGAUGUUUGGAGAGCAAUCAAACAAGUAACAAUAAUUUAAAAGUAAAUGAUGAUAGUGUAAAAAUAUGUGAAAGUGAUAAAGAAAGAAUAUGUCAAGAAACAAAUAAUAUAAAAGAUGAUGCACAUAAUAAUAAAAAGGAAGAAACUUCAAACGAAUACAAUAUAAAUAAAUUAUAUUUUAAUAAAACUAUUGAUUUUAUAUGUAAUGAAUUAAAUGAAUUUAUAAAAAGUACAUUAAAAAAUGAAAAUAUAUUUUAUUCUCUUUAUUCGGAUGGAAGAUAUCAUAAUGUAUCUGAAAAAAGCUUAUACAAAAAUUAUAUAUCUACUAAAUUGUAUAAGCAUAAUAAUAUUAUUGAUAGAAGCAAAAUAGGAAGAAGAGAAAAAAUUAUUCUUAAUAAGUUACAUAAAAAUGGAGAAAUAUGUGAGGAUGUUAUAAAUAGAACAUCAAAAUAUGUUGAAGAAAAUGAACCCAUGGAAGAAAAGGAUCAAUUAUUGCUAGAUCGUUACACUGAAUUGUUCAGAAAAAUGAACAAUAUAAGUAAAGAUCAUAGUAGUAGUUGUUAUCAAAUUAAUAAGCUAUACAAUAAUGAUUAUUGUGACGAUUUAGAAAACUCAUUAAUAAAAGAGUGUGAUGCUGAUAUAAACAAACACCAUUAUAAUAAUGGAUUACAAAUAGAUCAACAUACAUUAAUAAAUAAAGAUAAUAAUAUGAAUUUUCAUAAAAAUCAUGAAUAUAAUUCUUUAUGCCCAAAUUACGUAAAUAAUAUAAAUCAUGAUAAUCAUAUGAUGAGCAAAAAUGAAGUAACCAGAAAAACAGAUAUGUUAUAUAAGUCACCAAAUAAUAGUACCAAUAUUAAUAACUUUAGUCAUAUUGAUAUUAACAAUUGCUCAACAGGGAAUAGUAUUGUGGAACAUAAUAAAGAUGGUGAAUCUGACGGAAUGGGAACUUGUUAUACUACACAUGAUAAUGGUGUGAAUAUAAUAAAUGAACAAUAUAAGAAAAGCAAUAAUGGUCAUAAUAAUGAUAAUUUAUUUGAAUGCCUUGAAGGAACAAUUAAUCAGGAAAGUAUGGAUGAAAUGAAUAAACUACACAAUGCUGAAACAACAACAAUUAUAUGUGAUGAUAUAGAAUAUAAAAAUAACCUUUUGGAUAAAAAAGUUAAUGGAAAAACAAAUAUUAUUGAUAAUAAUACGAAAAAUGAAAGUAAUGAAAACCAAUGCUUAUUAAACAACGGAAGUAAUAAUAUAAUUCCUAUUAAUGAUAAUAAUGAAUCUUGUAAUUUGACACAUAUUUGCAAUACCAAUUCAGAAAAUUUAGGUGAUUCAAAUAUUUGUUGUAAAAAUGAUAUGAAUAAUUUGAAUAUGGAGCAAUGUGAUUAUAAAAAAAACUUACAAUCCUUGUUAAAAGAAACGGUUAACUUUAGAGAUGAUAAACUCAUGCAAAUGAAAGUGAAUAAAUCACAGAAGGAAAUGUUAAAUUGUUUAAAAAUGGUUUCAAAAAUUAAACAAAAAUUUUUUGAUGAAUGUACGCAAAUGAUAAAUAAUCAAAUUUUUACUUUAGAAAAAAAUUUUAGGAUUCCUGAUUGCUCCCUAUCUAUGCCAUCAAAUGAAUUAUGUUAUAAUACGAAUAGCUAA